Molecule: messenger RNA, 1840 nt
Organism: Linum tenue
Lineage: Eukaryota; Viridiplantae; Streptophyta; Magnoliopsida; Malpighiales; Linaceae
Source: the annotation of a GenBank genome assembly
UUAUGCAAAGUAUUAAGUAUGUGUAUAUAAUAUAUGUUAGAUAUAUGACUAAUUACUUAACUGGUUAAUUUGGUUUGACUGGUUAGGAGUGUCUGAAACCAAACCAAACCACCUAAACCAAACAAGCUAAAAACUUUAACCAAACCAAACCAAUUAUCCAAAUUAACCAAACCAAAUUAUCCAAAUAGUACUGGUUAAAACGGUUACCAUGGUAACCAAACCGUUUGAACACCCCUACCGCCGACACGUCUUCCUCCAACCCGUUCUAGCUCACGCCCUAGCUCUUUAAUAGUAAAGAAACAGCGGCAAAAGGUUCAGGGCGUUGGCGGUUUCAAUCUUUCGGGUCUUACAGAAGAUUAUCCUUCGUGGAAAAGGCAGUGAAAGGAUGAAGCGGGUGUGUGAAGCGAGUGCCGAUAGAAUUACCAACCUUCCCGAGGAUGUGUUACAUCGGGUUCUGGUGUUUUUACCCAUCAAAGACGCUGCCAAAACUAGUGUACUAUCAACAAAGUGGAGGCAUCAUUGGAGAAGUAUUCCCGAACUUGUGUUUGAUAGUAGGUUCGCCAUCAAAUCGGGUGGAUUUAACACAACUGAGAUGCGGAGCAAGUUAAUGUUCUACAUUUUCAAAGCUCUGCUGCUCCAUGAUGGCCCAAUAGCAAAGUUUGUGCUUUCAUUUCCCGGAUUAAGUCCCCGCUAUGGGAAUGAGAUUGAUGAAGUCCUUCUCUAUCUUUCUCACAGAGGUCUGCAGGAGUUGAAGCUUUCCUGUGCUGCUUUUCAUGACAAGAAAUACAAGUUGCAUUCUUCUUUGUUUUCUUGUCUUCAACUGAAGCUGCUGAAGCUUCGGCAUUGCGAAUUUAGACAACCAUCAUGGUUUGUGGGUUUUAGUAAGCUUACGGUUCUCUUCUUGUCAGAUGUAACUCUGCCCUCUGAUUUCUGUGAGAAUUUCCUUCUCAAGUGCCCGAUGCUUAAAUCCUUAAGGCUUACAAACUGUGAUGGUCCGAGUAAUCUUAACAUUGUGGCUCCAUGUCUCGAACGGUUCUGUUUCACGUACAGGGAUUUACAGAAAAUCUGCUUCAACUGUACUCCUGUUUUAGUUAGUCUCAGGCUAUGCAGAAACUUCGAAAAGACUGCAGAUAUGGUAGCUUUACUUGCUUCUAUCACAGAACUCCAAGAAUUUCGUGUAGACUUUCAACUCCCACAACACCUUACUGUAGGUGAUAGUGAUGUUCCCAUCAGGCUUCCUACUCCUCUUCACCGGUUAAAACUCCUCCAUACCAGGAACCUUGACUUCAGUAGCUUGGAGACGGCGCAUUUUCUUGUUUGUUUGAUCAUCGGUUCCCCCAACUUGCGUGAGCUAACAAUUAAGCUGGACCCUAGUCAACAAAACCAGCCCGCAACUAAUAAUGCGGCAACAUUCAUUGUAAGCCUGUUGGAAGCAGAGUCCCGCCAAGGAUCUGGUAGUUGUUGUUUGCAGCAGCUUAGAGAGUUCAGAAUCGAGGAAUGCCUUGGUACACAGAUGGAGCUGGACCUUGUGAAGUUCGUGUUAGCCACCGCUCCAAUACUUAAGAGGAUUUACAUUCCUCGUUUGCAUAAACUGUCGUCUGAAAAGGUUAUUGAAUUCAUGAAGGAAGUGAAGAGAUAUAGGCGGAUCUCUAAAGAUGUAGAGGUCAUAUAUGACUCAAAAUGACAGAUAUCUUCCGUUGCUUGCGAGGAAGAGGGGCAGGAGCUAUUUGAUAUUUUCAUUUUAACUGUUGGGUUGAUCUGUUGGAUGUAGCAGCAAUCAGUGAAAACAGAAGGCUAAACUUCAUUUUGUGGAGGUGAAUAAAUCCACUACGACUUAUUA